Molecule: messenger RNA, 597 nt
Organism: Acanthosepion pharaonis
Lineage: Eukaryota; Metazoa; Mollusca; Cephalopoda; Sepiida; Sepiidae
Source: the annotation of a GenBank genome assembly
AUGUCAAUUUAUCUCUUUGUAUCUUUCUCAGUAAGCAUUUCUCUCUCAAUCGUGUUGCAUCUCUCUCUCUUUUUCAACUUGUGUCUGUCUCUCUUUCAAUUUGCGUCUUUCUUCUCACCUUCAUUAAUCAUCUUUCUUUCUUUUUCAUCUUCAUCAAUCCAUUCAUUGAUCUUUCUUUCUUCCAAUUUCAUUGAUUUUACUUACUUUCUUUCAUUCUUCUCACCUUCAUCAAUGCAUUCAUUGAUAUUUUCUUUCUUUCUUGUCACCUCCAUUGAUCUUUUCUUUCUUUCAUCUUGUCUUUCAUUCAUUGACCUUCUUUUCUUGUUUUUAUGCCACAUAUUACUUUAUUUCUUUAAAUCCUUUUUUGAAGCACUUCAAACAAUUUUAGAAAUUAUUAAAACUCUCUUCCUUUCUAAUUCUGCCAAUUCACUCUCACUGCUACUAUCUCCUCCUACUUUAAUUGGUCAUUAUAAUUGUCUUUCUCUCAUAUCAAAUCCCUCUUUACUCCAGACACAAACACUUUUUGCAUACUCUCUAUCUCCAAUCCUGCUCUUUCCUCCUCUUCCUCUGACCAUCCUUCACUCCCUCUCUCUUUGA